UUCUUCUCUAGUUCACUCUUCCUCCACUGACACCCACUCCGACCCAUCAACUCCAUCUUCUUGCUUUUAUAUCGCGUGUUGAGUUCGUUCCUUACCCAUAACAAAAUCCACUUCCAUCAUGUCUUCCCCACUGGACCAGUCCCAGAAGGGCCCCUCUUUCCACCGAGGAACAUUUACCGACGAGAUUGCAAAUGCCCGGACCGAUCUAUCGGCGAAGUUGGUACUCGGCGACUCGGAUACGGAAUCACCUUCUGUUACAGAAGCAGCCCCGUCAUUGAGUCCUGCCAGCACCUCAGCACCGUCAUCUCCAGAUAUCGAUGCUGUUGAAUCUCCUAUCACACCUCCCGACGCUAACGGCCAUGUUGUUGGCGGCAAAGAACCCCUUGUGGCUGAUAGUUUCGCCUUCGCCUUUGAUAUCGAUGGCGUCCUUGUCCGAGGUGGUCGUCCAAUUCCCGAGGCUAUUGAGGCUAUGAAGGUCCUCAACGGCAAGAACAAAUAUGGUGUCAAGAUCCCCUAUAUCUUCUUGACCAACGGUGGUGGUAAAUCCGAAGCCGAACGAUGCGGGGACCUAUCACGCCAACUUGAAGUAGAAAUUUCACCAGCACAAUUUAUCUGUGGUCAUACUCCCAUGUCAGAAAUGGCCAGCAAGCAUAACACCGUUCUUGUAGUGGGCGGUGAAGGUGAAAAGUGCCGUACCGUUGCCCAGAGCUACGGAUUUAAGGAUGUUGUCACCCCUGGCGAUAUCAUCAAGGCCAAUGCCGCUACCACCCCGUUCCGCAAGUUGACAUCCGAGGAGCUGAAGAACUCCAAGGAGCGUGACUUCAGCGAUGUUGUCAUUGAAGCCAUAUUCGUGUUCGCCGACUCACGCGAUUGGGCUGGUGAUCUGCAGAUCAUCAUCGACCUCGCCAUGUCUAAAGGCGGCCGAGUCGGCACUCUUUCAGAGACCUUCGACGAGGGUCCACCAAUCUACUUCUCCCACAACGACGUUGUUUGGUCAGCCGCCCACGAAAACGUCCGUCUUGGCAUGGGUGCCCUGCGCGGUAUUGUCGAGUACACCUUUAAGGAGGUCACCAAGGGCAAGACGCUCACAACACACGCCUUUGGAAAACCCCAGGUCGGCACGUUUGAGUUUGCUACGCGUCUCUUGAAGCGAUGGCGCAAGAACGAGCAUAACCUCAACUCUCCUCCCAACACGGUCUACUUCGUGGGCGACACGCCCGAGAGUGAUAUCCGAGGCACUAACCGAUUCAAUGAACGUGCCGAGAACGAUUGGUACAGCAUCCUCGUCAAGACGGGCGUGUAUCAAGAUGGUACCGAACCGGCUUACAAACCCCGUGUGACAGUCGACACCGUCCUAGAUGCCGUGAACCAUGGUAUCGAGCGGGAAAUGACCCGCCGGAAACAGCGAAAGCUUUCGUUGACGAACAUGCCCACGCUUUCUCUCGACGAUGGCAAAAUGAAUGAUGUUCACAUUCUCAGCCCUGCCAUUGAGCGUGAGUUUGAGUUUGAGGCUUAAGUCACCCGUUCGUUCAUUCGCUCUAUCCAUUCAAAUAAACACCCAUCCAUUUACAUAAUCUUCUGACGAGAUCACGACAUCAUUCCUUUCUUCCAUCCUUCAUUUUUAAUAUGAUACCACUCGAGUUUUACUUCACAACUUUCCUUAGACCCCAAUAGACAUAGACUAUGUUAUAAACGGGGAUCUUGAUCGGGGAUUUUCAUCAUCAAUCGCCAACCUAAACUACCUCACUACCUACCUCUCUACCUUUCUCUCUAUCUAUCUCCCUAUCUACCGACCUCUUACCAUACUUGCAUGUUAUCGAUUCAGUCAUUUAUUAGCAUGGUGAAGGAUAUCACUCUUGCCUUUUUCACCACUACGGGAUUCUCAAAGUCAGUUGGAGUUAUAAAUUAUGGAAUAGGCAUGUUGAGGAUUUUACUGGGAAUACUGUACCGCGUUUGACGCGGGAUUUCUUUUUAAUAGAAUAUUUGGAUGUGCAAAUAGAUGAAUAAAAUAAAUUUUCAAAUUAGAUCUACGUUUUCGUAUCU
Xylaria bambusicola is the source of this 2043-nucleotide messenger RNA. RefSeq names its product HAD-like domain-containing protein. Gene Ontology annotation, biological process: glycerophospholipid biosynthetic process. The transcript is spliced from 2 exons. Bases 119 to 1516 code for a protein of 465 amino acids. Gene Ontology annotation, cellular component: mitochondrion. The record is from RefSeq and is a predicted model, not a curated record. NCBI's taxonomy places the organism in Eukaryota, Fungi, Ascomycota, Sordariomycetes, Xylariales, Xylariaceae.